This is a messenger RNA of Polypterus senegalus (gray bichir), 405 nucleotides long. RefSeq names its product putative olfactory receptor 2I1. The coding region runs from base 1 to 405 and encodes 134 amino acids. The record is from RefSeq and is a predicted model, not a curated record. The transcript is spliced from 3 exons. Lineage: Eukaryota; Metazoa; Chordata; Cladistia; Polypteriformes; Polypteridae.
AUGUCGGCAACAAACAUUUCUGCUUACCUGGUAUAUUUACGAUAUUUUGCAAUAUGUUUUUUGUUACCAUCUGCCACAGCAAAUGAAAAUGUAUCUUGUGAAAUUUUUAUUCUCACUGCAUUCCAAGAAUUUGGGAACAAAAAAGACACAUAUUUCUGGCUUUCCCUUAUAGGCUAUUUGCUAAUAAUAUUUGUAAAUGUAUCGUUAAUUAUUUUAAUAUACCAAGAAAAAAAACUCCAUGAGCCCAUGUAUAUUUUUCUUUGUAAUCUGCUUUUUUCAUUUGCUUCAAUAGAAUUUCUUACAGUUCCUCCACUUUUAAAUCCAUUAAUAUACGGCUUGAUAUUGCCUGAAAUACGCAAAAGGGUUGUGUAUCUAUUUUCAAGGAGAAAAAAACAGUUUGCAUGA